CCGAUAGGUUAGUUCUCUCGCUGGACAGAGGAGGCGCUGCAGCGCAGGCGCACUGCUGCCGCCGCCGCUCGAUGGCCGCCGCCGCCGCAUCACCUUCUCUUCCGCCUCGCACUCAGCACCUCUCGGCCUCCCCUCCCUCGCAGCUUCUUGCCGUCCCAAUCAAGACUCGCCAAACCCCUCGAGCACGGUCGGAUGCGAUGGUCAGGUCGCCGGCGGCCCCAACCCCAACCCCCAGGUCGCCGGCGGCCCCAAACCCGAACUCCAGCUUGCCGGCGGCCCCAAACCCGACCCCCAGGUCGCAGGCUGCCCCAACCCCGACUCCCAGCUCGCCUGCUGCAGAUCUUGAGAAGCACAAGGUUACUAAUGAGCUCUUGCGUGCCAUAAAAAUUGAGAAGGCUAAUGACCCGGAUCUUGAAGAGCACAAGGGUGCUGGUGAGCUCCUUACGGAACCACCAAAGUGCAAGAAAAGGAAGCGAAGUAGGCAGAGUAGUGGCAAGCUUCAUGGGGAACACGAAGAAACGAACAAAGUCGUCAUGAAGCUGUCGACGUCCAAGAAAAAGAGGAAGGCAAGUGAAGGAAUGUGCACUAAUACACGGGCACCGUUGUUUGGACCUUUGGCCGUUGACAUGGAUAAGCAGCCACCACCAUUGAAGAAAAAAAGGCUUAAUAAGAUCGCCAAAAGGCGGAACCAACAGUUGGAGACCAUGGUGGUGAGCAAGACGAUGCUGGAACCACCUAAGCUAACAAGUUGAAUUCGUCAUCAACCUAUCUGUUGCUGGAGUUGUUCUUCAAGAAUCAGGUCCUCUGUUCAGACUCUGUGGACAUUCGUCAUCAACCUGCCAUGCGCUUCAUGCAUUCGUCACCAUUUUAGUGUGCUCGGCCUUGCAUUUUCACUUGAUCAGUAGUUGUGUGUUCGCGCCAUCGUCGAGACUCUGCAACUUUAAUUGUUGUCUUGGCUUGCACUCUUAUUAUCCUCUCGUAAAUCGAUUCAUCCGUAUAUGUAACUGAAGGUUUAGUGGAUU
Messenger RNA from Triticum dicoccoides, 1022 nucleotides. RefSeq names its product protein VASP homolog. The transcript has 5 exons. NCBI's taxonomy places the organism in Eukaryota, Viridiplantae, Streptophyta, Magnoliopsida, Poales, Poaceae. The coding region runs from base 72 to 752 and encodes 226 amino acids. The record is from RefSeq and is a predicted model, not a curated record.